CAAGGUUUAGGACCCUUCCAGACGGCCAUGCCCUCCAACAACAUAUCUGGGGGAGUCUUUUCGUGCCUGUCACUAGCACCUCAACAUCAUAUCUCAAAAUGAAUGGUCAAUCUAACUUUCCAGUCACCGACUUGCUCAAAGGUCAAGUUGGCUUAAUCACUGGAGCUGGCACAGCAUAUGGCAUUGGCCGAGAAUGCGUUAAGAAAUUCGCUGCUGCUGGGGCGAAAGCCAUCUAUGCAUGCGACUUGAACAUUAACGCUAUACCUUCUCUGCAAGAGGAAUGCAAAAAAGCUGGAUACACCUCAAUCAUCGAGGGACGAAAGCUCGACGUUUCUUCCGAGGAUCAGACCGUUGAAAUCGUCAAGGAGAUUACCAAGAAGCAUGGGCGAUUUGACUUCUACAUUGCAAAUGCUGGGUUCGCAAAUUACAGGAACCUUAAUGACACAGAGCUGGUUCACUAUGACCGGCAAGUAAAUGUCAUGACGCGAGGAGCGUUCAUUGGCAUCAAAUACGGCAGUCAGGCCAUGGCGGUCACGUCUGAAGAGAAGCCACAGCCUGGAGGAGCGUUCGUGAUCACCGGAUCUUGUGCUGGCUAUCUUGGUUCGUACUCCGAUCUUCCCUAUGCUGUCGCCAAAACGGCAUUACAUGGCAUGAUCAGUGGUGCAUCUGUCCAUCUAUCAUCUAGUAACAUCCGCGUCAAUGGCGUGGCUCCAGGUUUUACCAAGAGUGGCAUUUUGUCGAACUCACAAAAAGCGGAGCAGGGCGAGUACAAAAACACCGAGGAUGCGGACCAAUUACAAAAGAACCAUAUGUGGUUCUUUGAACGAGCAGGGCUGUUGAAGGCACCAGAGUACUACUACAAUCGACUGCAGGACCCAGAGGAAGUUGCCGACGUCCAGCUGUUUCUAACGUCGAAACUCUCCACAUGUAUCAACGGUCAGAUGAUUUUGUGUGAUAGUGGCAAGACGUCUGCAGCGACUGGGGAAGCAUGUACCGGACCUGUUCCCCCAGUCAAACCUCUUGAUUUGUCUUGA
Molecule: messenger RNA, 1034 nt
Organism: Exophiala viscosa
Lineage: Eukaryota; Fungi; Ascomycota; Eurotiomycetes; Chaetothyriales; Herpotrichiellaceae
Exons: 3
Coding region: 99-1034 (311 amino acids)
Molecular function (GO): oxidoreductase activity
Source: RefSeq, a predicted model, not a curated record